AUGGAGAAGCAUGGAGUUGACCUCAACACUCUCAAGCAGUGUCUCAUGUUCCUGCAGUGGUUGAAAACGGAUGAGAGUAAGCUUGAAGAGGUGUCCCGGUAUCUGCAUGGGCGUAUUAAAAACUAUUUUGAACCUUCAUUUGGUUCAGAGCACAACGUUAAAGAGGGCUUGCGCCCAUUCCUCACUGCCGUGUCAGAGUUCUAUACGAGAUUGUGCCACAAAGCAGAGGCAGGCAGUUAUGGAAACAAAACCACGGACCAAAUCGCCGACGCCCUCCUUGACUGUGUCCCUAAAUUCCUCGCUGCGAUCUACUAUCUGUGGUAUUGCGUGGAUCCUAGUUUCGUGUCACUUGGCGGGGGCGGGUGGCAGAAGGACUGGCCCGGGUACGGUGAGCGAUCUUGGCAUGGUGAUUGGGGCGGUGAUCUUGAUAGGUAUCUCAGAGCGCAGCGUACCAGUGAUAAGUACGGCGACAUGAUACCCGGUGGGUUCAUACAAGGCGAAGUGAAAUAUAGAGAAUUUUGGAAAGGUUACUACCAGGGUUAUAACAUGGCUGAUGACAUUCAAAAGAUUCUGAAAAAGCAACCGUACAAUUUCUUCCGCAGCGUGUUUGUGAGUUCGGUUUUCUCCAACAAUAGUGGCACCGCUAUGCAAAACACUGCGAACGCUGUCUCAUUGGUCAGAACCUUUUGCGAUAUUGUUCUAGGGGAGGAAGGUCAAGAAGGCGGAGAGUUAAUACAUGCAUUGAAUGACGGUUUACGGCAGCAAGUGAGUUCAACAGAGAAUUCCAUCUGUUGGAAAGACCUAAAAGAUCAUUGCGCUCAGCUUAGGAAGAAAUUUGAUACAUUUUUCGAACAGAAUAAACGCUUCGAUUUCACCGGACAGUCGAUUGGACUUAAUAGGCUUCAGACAAAGGAGCUUGCGAAGGAAACUGCGAAAUGGAUGAGAAUGUAUCUGAACAAAGUGCGGGGGAAAUUGACGGAAAUUGAUACAGAUGACAGCAUCAUGAAAACACCCGCAAAAGAUCUUGGCGCAUACUUCACGAAAAACCUCUUCCCCUACGGGUUCACGUUUAAUGGACAAAGUCGGUUCCAUAUGCAGGGCAACAACUUAAACGGAUUGAAAACAGAUUGGCGUGAUGUGAUCAACGAGUUUAAGAGAAGUGACGGCGAUUUGGAUAGGCUUGUUGAGAUUUUAAAUGGUAAGAAUAAAACAUUGUGUCCACUAGAUGAGCCCCCCAAGGAAGUAGUGCCGGAGAAGAAAGUUCCGGUUGCGCCGCCUAAAAAGCCUGAGGCCCCGCCUGCCAAGGUUCCUGAAGCCCCCAAGGAGGUGGUGCCAGAAAAGAAAGUUCCCGUUCCAAAAAGACCCGAGGGAGCACAGAACCAGGGCAAGAAAGCGGAGAGUUCUCCAACUCCCAAUAAUGGCCAAAGUGAGGGAAGUUCUCCAACUUCACCAGGUGGAGAUGCUGUCUCACAUCCGCCUUCCGGUGAUCAAGGAGCUUCAGGCCCGCGAGGGCCUACGAUGUUUCCUCAGGUUCCAGGUUCACCAGUUCAAAAUACUGAUCAGACUCAACAGGCUCCACCUCAACCCCCGCCAGCUCCUCCCCCUCUUCCUGGAGCCGCUGGCUCCGAUGGCCAGCCAGGUGUCAAGGCUCUGGGCCAACUGGUGGUAAGGGGACUAGUCAUCCAGGUGGUGGAGGGGCUGGGCAAGACGCCGGCCUAG
Molecule: messenger RNA, 1719 nt
Organism: Babesia ovata
Lineage: Eukaryota; Apicomplexa; Aconoidasida; Piroplasmida; Babesiidae
Product: ribosome binding protein, putative
Exons: 2
Coding region: 1-1719 (572 amino acids)
Source: RefSeq, a predicted model, not a curated record